GUAACUGAGUGGUUAAGGUAUAAUCUUGUUGGUCUCACCCUUCUCCCGCUCUCACCGAAUCUUUGUUCAUUCAUUCAUUGCUUUGCUUUGCUGUUCUAAUCUUUUCUCUUUCUUCUGCUAAACCCUACCCUCUCUACUGCCACCAUUUUCGUUCUGCUUCUUACACUCUAAUGCUACUUCCCAACAUUCCCCCCUUUUCCUCUCCGCUUUUUCACCUUUGAAAGUUCCAACGUUGUACCUGUUCCCGCCCCAGGAUUCACGCCACCAACAACUCCUAAUUGAACUGCAUCUCAAGCUUGAAUUUUUACGUUCUCCUUUCGCAUUUCAGCUUCUGGUUUACCGGGUUUGACUUAUCUGAAUGACACUAAGCUGCUGAUACUUGUUUAUGCGGAAGCAAGUGAUGGUGGAGAGUUUAGCUGUUAUGGAUGGCUGUGAGUGCCCAGGUGAUAAUGGUAAGGAAAAUGGAGGUAGUGAAAAUGGUAUAGAAAAUGAGAGUUUAGGUGAUCAUAUACUCGAGGAAAUGGAAUCCUUCUGGUUGGAUAUCGAUGAGAGGUUGACCAUUUCUAGGAUGGUGAGUGACUCUGUCAUAAAGGGCAUGGUUAAUGCCAUAGAGCAGCAGGCAGCUGAGAAAAUUGCGCAGAAAGAACUGGAGGUGGUUGAGCUAAAGAAAAUGCUUCAUAAUGGCCAUGUGGGUCCUGAUGAAACUAAAACAUUGUGCUCUUUGGCACCUUAUCUUCAUGAUCCUGGUGAUGCCGGCGCAUAUAAUCUUUCAAAUGGUGUUGUUGCGGAAUCCAUGGACACUCUUCAAAUUUCAGUGGAUGAGAAAUUAAAUCAGCUCAAGAAAGAAAUGAAUAAAAUAAGAUGCUCUGGUUCCAUGAGAAGAAUUGGUUCAGGAGCCGACAUUGUGGGUUUAGGUGGUAUUUUGGACGAGAGUGUACCAGAAAGAUGGAUUUAUGUUGAUAAAAUUUUUGAGAGUCUAAGAGAUACUCUUGACGGUUUCUGCUUAAGAAUGCAAUUCAUUGAUCAGUUAUCAAUGGCGUCUCUUUCUGAAUGGCAGCAGGAGCAGGAGUUUCGGUCAGAGGUUGAAAGGAUGGUAAUCAGCAAUUGUAUUAUGGGUCUGCAGCAGGAUUUUCAACAUAAACUGUUGGACCUUUAUGACUUAGAAAGUAGAAAUUGUUUUAGCCAACACAAAGAUAUCUCUAAUUUGCGCCAGGAAUUGAAUUCAAUUUUUAAAAUACUAUCUGCUUCUGAAACCGGGCUUCUUAUUUCCCAUGGUUCCCUUGAGAACGGGGAGGAAUGGUGUGUUAAUAAGAGGGCUGAUCAUUUCCACUGGAAGAUUGCAACAAAUCAUUCAUCACCGUCAACUUUGGAAGAAAAUGGCAAACAUGAGGACCCAAAGGAGAGCGACGCUGAGCACUUGGAUCCUACCAUAUUACGGCACUUGAAUAGAGAUGAGUUGAUUACCCAUGUUAAUUCUGAGAUAACGAAGAUGAAAAGAGACCAUGAAUCUCAAGUGCAAGAGAUGACUGAAGAAAACUUUCGCCUUAGGCGGGAAUUGUUGAAUUUGAAAGGAGGUUCUUCUUUAUCAUUGAAGAAGGACAAAGACUUUGAUUUGUUGAAGAAAAAAAUCCCUAAUGUCAUCUCAAAAUUGGAUGAAAUCCUUGUUGGAAAUGAAAAAAUGCAUCAACUCACCGAAAGCUUUGAAUCUCUUGGCAUUCUGAAGGAUAGAUUGGAUACCUUAGACUUGGAGAAUCGUCAACUGAAGGACAUGCUGACAGAUAAGGAAAAGGAAGUCAAGAAUCUUUCUUCUCAGCUUUCUGCAGCUCUGGAGAAAUUGUCACAACAGCAUCUGGCUGAGAAAAAAAUGUCACAAACUAUUCAGAAGCUCGAGGAUGAUAUAGUGGAUGCAAAUGCCGGAGUUUCAAUUAUUCAAGAUAUAUAUAAAUCUCUCUUUGAUGGUAUUGCGAGUGGUUUCAGAUGCAUCACUGAGGAGUUACAUCCGAAGAACAUUAUCAUGGAAGAAAUAUAUGAAAUAAUGUUAAAAGAAGUUGCUUACAAUGCUCACGCUUCUAGUAGGUUUGAAAUUGAGGAUGCAGAUAUGGAGUCAACUAUGGUGCAAGGACUAUUGGAUAUUAAUCAUAUUAUAUUUAGAGAAUCUUUGGUGGAUGCAGAAAGAGCAUUAAAAUUGGAAGCUGGUGAGAAAGAGGAACUAAAACAAGGAAUGCUUAUGUUGACAUCAAAAGUGGAAGAGAAGGAGAAAUCAGCACAGGAGGCAGCAUAUGCAUUGACACAAGAGAAGCAAAAUAUGGAGUUGGUCACUGACCAGCUUAAGAUUUUGAGAGAUGAGACAGCUCGGCAACAGAAAACAAUUGCAGAGAACAAUAAAGAGCUGAGUGUCACUAAGGGUCACCUGGAUGCAGCAUCCAAGGAAAUUGAACUAUACAAGAAGCAAAUAUGCAAGUUACAUGAGAAUCAUGAACAGAUCAUGAAUGAGCACAGAGAAAGUGAUGAAGAAAGAAGGGUGCUUCGUCUUGUUACGAAAGACCAACAAGAUGCACUAACACUUAUUCAGGCUAAAGAAAGGGAGACAAGGAGGCAAAUGGAAUCAACCAUUCAUCUCGUUCAUAAGUUGUCCUCAGAGAUUACUGCUUUUGAAGCUAGAGUAAAUGGUGAUAUUUCUAGAAGUUGUUUGAGGCUUGAUAACAUGAGUUCAGAGUUCUCACGCCUAAAAAACAAAGCCAACAUACUUAAAACUGUGGGUUUUGUGUACAAGAGAAGGCUAGAAACAACUAACUCUAAUCUUGCAAAGGCUGAAGCAGAGGUUGAUCUUUUGGGGGAUGAGGUUGAUACUCUUCUUCGCCUCCUUGAACAGAUAUGCAUUGCUCUUGAUCAUUAUUCGCCCAUAUUGAAGCAUUACCCAGGGAUUCUUGAGACUCUGGAGCUUGUAAGAAGAGAACUGAAUCAACAGAUAAGAAAACGUGUUUGAGGUGGGCCAGGUACCAAAGUUGUAUAGUUUGUUCACAAGAAGUUUACAAAGCAGGAUUUUUGGUUCUCCUAAAUGGAAAAAAGGGAAAUGAGAAAUGCUUUUUGACCCCAAAAUCAGCCACUAAAAUUAGCCACUAAAAUCAGCCACCAAUGUAUUGUGUAUAAAUACAUGUAUGGUUUAAUUUAUUUUCAAUGUGUAUUUGUAUUUCAACAUGUAUUUUAUACUAGUGGCUGAUUUUGGUGUACACGUAGCAUAACCCGAAGGAAAUUCAGCAACAGAAAAGAUUCCACAACACAAACCUUUGUUUUUGCCAUACACACUGAUGCUAUAUAUUUUGGUCUAGGAGACAUGAUAGGUUCCACUGCUCGUAGUAACAACAAAUUAGUCUUCUCUUUCUGUGAUCAUAGUUUGUUAAUGGCAUUCUGUACAUGUUCUUAUGGUAGAAUAGAUGUGAUAUGUGAAUUAUUAGAUGGUUUAUAGAUAAUUUUACAAUUACUAGAAUUAAUUUCUGUGUUUAACAUUCUAUUAAUUUCUUGAGCUAACCACUUUUGCAAAGUGGGGGAAUGAUUUAUAUGUACCAAGUUUAACUUGAUGCAUGAUAUACCAGAAUAAUCCAAUGGUAUAUUUAAAGUAAAUCUACACCAUUGGAUUAUUUUAGUGCAUAUAUACUAAAUUUAUUUUAGUGCA
Messenger RNA from Arachis ipaensis, 3673 nucleotides. Its product is annotated as myosin heavy chain-like protein. The record is from RefSeq and is a predicted model, not a curated record. NCBI's taxonomy places the organism in Eukaryota, Viridiplantae, Streptophyta, Magnoliopsida, Fabales, Fabaceae.